UCUGGAAGAGCAGUCAGAGCUGUUAACUGCUGAGCCAUGUCUCCAGCCCUUAAACAUCUUUUUCAAGGAAGGAAACUAAGACACCUUUUACUCAUCAGCUGAGAAGUCUGUACGUGGUAUUUACUGUUCACUCAUGACCGGCUCUGUUGGUCACUGAGCACACUUUACUCCAAACAGGCACCUCUCUGCCUUUAGAGAGCUUAAAACUGGGAGAAACAGGCAGGCUAGUAAACACAGCUGUGAAUACAGAGAUAAUGUGCCAGGCCAGACAAGUGUAUUAAAAUAGGACCUGAGCCAGGCACAGUGGCACAUGCUUUUAACCCCAGCUCAGGCGGCAGAGGCUUGAAAGAUCAAACCAAACCCCUGCCCCUCACCUAGGAAAGAAAGAAAAAACCACAGGACUUGGAACAGUCAGGAAUGGCGUUGAUUAUGGAAGAUUCCCACAAGAAUAACACGUCAGAGACUGCAUCUCAGCCUGGUUCAACAGUUUCGGGAACUCACAUUUCUCAGAUAGUACAUCAGCACAUCUGUUGGAACCCACUUCUACAGAAGACCAUCUCAAACAACCAGCCUCAUGGGAUUGAGCAACCACUAGAUUCUUGGACAACCCAUUCACAGCUCUCUCUUACUGGGUUAGUUGGACUGCAUACUGUGUCAUCGUUAUCAGAAAGUGAGGAGUCUCAGGACUCGUCUGACAGCAUAGGCUCCUCACAGGGAGCUCACGGGGUCCUGGCCCGCAUAGGCUCCUCACAGGAAGCUCACGGGGUCCUGGCCCGCCGCCCCUCCUACAGGAAAAUUUUGAAAGACCUCUCUUCUGAAGAUACACGGGGCAGAAAAGGGGACGGAGAAAAUCCCAGCAUUUCUGCUGUCACGUCUAUGUCUGUUCCAACCCCCAUCUAUCAAACAAGCAGCGGACAGUACAUUGCCAUUGCCCCAAACGGAGCCUUACAGUUGGCCAGUCCAAGCACGGAUGGAGUGCAGGCACUGCAGACAUUAACCAUGACAAAUUCAAGCAGUGCUCAGCAGGGGACGAUCCUCCAGUAUGCACAGACCUCUGAUGGACAGCAGAUACUCGUCCCAAGCAACCAGGUGGUUGUACAGACUGCAUCAGGAGAUAUGCAGACCUACCAGAUCCGUACCACACCGUCUGCCACAUCACUCCCACAGACUGUGGUGAUGACUUCUCCUGUGACUCUUACAUCCCAGACAACAAAGACAGAUGACCCCCAACUAAGAAGAGAAAUACGACUGAUGAAAAACAGAGAAGCUGCCCGAGAGUGCCGCCGGAAGAAGAAGGAAUACGUGAAGUGCCUGGAGAACCGCGUUGCUGUUCUGGAAAAUCAAAAUAAAACUCUAAUAGAAGAGCUAAAGACUUUGAAGGACCUUUAUUCUCAUAAAAGUGUUUGAUUCUUUAAAGUGAAAGUAUUUUUUGUGGACUUUUAAGCUUAAGAAUUAGGUGGAUUUCUUUCUAGUGGAGUUCUAUAAAUUCAAAGGUCAGAGAAGCUACUUUGUGUUAGGUUUUCACAGACAGACACGAUGGGGGGAGAAUGGAGGUGGCCUUCAGGAAGCUGCUGGCUCAAUUGGAAGCUCCGAAAAGAGUGCUCAAGGAAUGGACUUUCAGGAUUUCUAUUCAAAAUUAAUGGUCAGCAACGAAAAUGGCAGGUGACAUUAGUGAAGCAUCCGUUCCUGCUACGUCUGUAUCUCUCUGUUCCCUAAAACUUGCCUUUGUGUGUGUGUGUGUCUGUGUGUGUGUGUGUCUGUCUCAUUUCUGCCAAUAAAUUUAAAUUACAAAUGUAAAAGAAAACAUAAAGUGUUACUAUGUAAAUUAUGUGGUCUGAUUGUGUCGUAUUGUCAGGUGUGUUAUGAGUUUUAGCAGUUUUGUUGGACUCGAUUGGUUUGGAGAUCUCCUAAGGCGUGGAGGUGCAUCAACCUGUGGUGGUGGUUUGUGACUUUUCUUUAUCAGAAUGGAAAAAACUGUCUGCAAGUUUGACAGCUUAAUGGUUUGUUUUUUGCUUCCACUGAUAAGGGCAAGUACAUAAUAGAUUGGUUUUUGUUUCUUUUUUUGAUUCUCUAAUCCUGUAUGCAGUUGAAGAUCAUUCUUUUGUGCUUUAACAGAAUGAAGUGUUUACAAAGUCCCUUAAAAUGUUUUAAAUAACCUGAAGAUGCACACCAAAGCUUUCCUGAGGGAUUUUAUAAUCAUCUUACCGUAAGGUUUGUCAGGUUCUAAAAUAGUUACUGAGGCAAUCUUACAUUGAGACUAUUGUGUAAUGUAGCCAUGGUACCUUUAUAAAAGAAGUGACUGCCAAUAUAUUUUUAUAGUGAAUCUUUAUAAAUUCUAAUGUUGAGUUUUUAAUGAUUAUUUUAAAUGUUUAUAUAGUUUGUUUAGUAAAAAAAAUUUGUAUCUCAAAGUAUCAUUUUUAUAUUAUGAGAAGAGUAAAGUUUUCAAAUUGGCUGAUAAUUGAAUUGUAUGUUUUCUAUAAAGUUUUAUCUAAAGUUUCAGCUGUGGUCAGUACACCAGCAUUUAACCUCUGUAUUCUAAUCUGUGUACACUUGGAAACUGUAAAACUGUUGUGUGCCUACAGAGUAUGUUUCAUAUUGUCUGUGAAAUUAAAAAACAUUUGAUAAGA
Molecule: messenger RNA, 2627 nt
Organism: Mus pahari (shrew mouse)
Lineage: Eukaryota; Metazoa; Chordata; Mammalia; Rodentia; Muridae
Gene: Atf1
Product: activating transcription factor 1
Exons: 8
Coding region: 418-1407 (329 amino acids)
Biological process (GO): regulation of transcription by RNA polymerase II
Cellular component (GO): nucleus; ATF4-CREB1 transcription factor complex
Molecular function (GO): RNA polymerase II cis-regulatory region sequence-specific DNA binding; protein binding; DNA-binding transcription factor activity, RNA polymerase II-specific
Source: RefSeq, a predicted model, not a curated record